AUGCCCAUCAUCCUAGCAUCACUGGUAUUCGCCUUUGCUCUUGCCGCUUUACCUUCCACGGAACCACUCUCGCCGGACGAGCAGGAACAGGCGGAGUACGUUGCUCAUCUCAAAGAUGAGAGAGAGAAAAGGAGGUGGAAGAUUAGGCAGAAGGAAACUGAUAACUUCAGGAGGAGAUUGGACAAGAUUCCCAACGACUCAGACGAGCGAAGACGGAUGAGGGGUGAAAAUAUCAAUCUCAAGAACGAUGAUAGAAGGAGUAGGAGGAAAUAUGUUUCAGGAUUAGGAUUGAAUCUGCCAUUUGAGCAGUUUAAUGGAUUAUCCAGAGGACGAUUGAUAUCUGAUAUAUAUCCUGCGACCGACUACAAAAAAACCCAUCUUCGAAGAUCAUCUUCAGUCCCUUCUCUAUCAUCGACCUCAAGUGCCAGUUCAAGCUCGAGGGAUUCAAGUCCUGGUAGCUCGCCUAAGAGAUUUAGUGCGAUUCUUGUGUGA
Kwoniella mangroviensis CBS 8507 is the source of this 492-nucleotide messenger RNA. RefSeq lists its product as uncharacterized. The record is from RefSeq and is a predicted model, not a curated record. The transcript has 2 exons. Bases 1 to 492 code for a protein of 163 amino acids. Lineage: Eukaryota; Fungi; Basidiomycota; Tremellomycetes; Tremellales; Cryptococcaceae.